Gallus gallus (chicken) is the source of this 7052-nucleotide messenger RNA. It is a transcript of the gene PPIP5K1, whose product is annotated as diphosphoinositol pentakisphosphate kinase 1. The transcript is spliced from 30 exons. Gene Ontology annotation, cellular component: cytosol. Gene Ontology annotation, molecular function: diphosphoinositol pentakisphosphate kinase activity; 5-diphosphoinositol pentakisphosphate 1-kinase activity; inositol hexakisphosphate kinase activity. Gene Ontology annotation, biological process: inositol phosphate biosynthetic process; inositol metabolic process. The coding region runs from base 233 to 3679 and encodes 1148 amino acids. NCBI's taxonomy places the organism in Eukaryota, Metazoa, Chordata, Aves, Galliformes, Phasianidae. The record is from RefSeq and is a predicted model, not a curated record.
GGCGUCGGCGGCGCAGGGUGCGCUCGGAGGCCGCAGGUCUUCUUGAGCUAAAAGGAUGAAAAUUGGCUAUUGGAAGGUCACCGUCACUCUCUUGAGCUUCAUCCCAACUUCUGCGUCCCAUCUGAUGUCUCUGGGUGCACAAGGCUGUGAACGUGUCCCCCGCCCCAGUCCGUGAUUCAGCCGGCGCUUGGAGCAUGCAUCGCUAGCGGGAUGGUCGGCCGCCGGCGCUGCCAUGUCGUCCCUGACGACCUCCAGUGAGGGAGAGAACCCCACUGCCCGGUUUGUGGUUGGUUCCCGGGACGAUGAGACAGACUGCCUGGGAUCAAACAUGAAGAUGGAUGAGACAGAUUUCUUUGAAGAUGAAGAAGAGGAGGAGUCGCCGCCUGAACGGCAGAUUGUCGUUGGAAUCUGUGCCAUGACCAAAAAGUCCAAAUCAAAGCCCAUGACGCAGAUUCUGGAGCGUCUGUGCAAGUUUGAGUAUAUCACAGUGGUGAUUAUGGGGGAGGACAUUAUUCUGAAUGAACCGGUGGAGAAUUGGCCUCCUUGUGACUGCCUCAUCUCCUUCCACUCCAAAGGAUUCCCUCUGGAUAAAGCAGUUGCCUAUGCCAAGCUGUGCAAGCCAUUCUUGAUUAAUGACCUUGAUAUGCAGUAUUAUAUCCAGGACAGGCGUGAAGUGUAUCGGAUCCUUCAAGAGGAGGGAAUAGACCUGCCCCGCUAUGCUGUGCUCAAUCGAGACCCUGAUAGGCCAGAAGAGUGCAACUUGGUGGAAGGAGAGGACCACGUGGAAGUAAACGGAGCUGUUUUCCCUAAGCCGUUCGUAGAGAAGCCCGUCAGUGCUGAAGACCAUAAUGUGUACAUUUACUACCCAACCUCAGCAGGUGGGGGCAGCCAGCGGCUCUUUCGGAAGAUUGGCAGCCGGAGCAGCGUGUACUCCCCAGAGAGCAGUGUGAGGAAGACAGGCUCAUACAUUUAUGAGGAGUUCAUGCCUACGGAUGGCACUGAUGUAAAGGUGUACACAGUUGGGCCCGACUAUGCCCAUGCAGAGGCUCGCAAAUCCCCCGCACUGGAUGGGAAGGUGGAACGGGACAGCGAAGGGAAGGAAAUCCGUUAUCCUGUCAUGCUGACUGCCAUGGAGAAGCUGGUCGCCCGAAAGGUCUGCGUUGCCUUUAAGCAAACUGUGUGUGGGUUUGACCUCCUGCGGGCAAAUGGCCACUCUUUUGUUUGUGAUGUGAACGGCUUCAGUUUUGUGAAGAACUCUAUGAAGUAUUAUGAUGACUGUGCCAAAAUCCUCGGAAACAUAAUCAUGCGGGAAUUGGCUCCUCAGUUUCAUAUUCCCUGGUCCAUCCCAACAGAAGCAGAAGAUAUUCCCAUUGUCCCCACGACUUCUGGCACCAUGAUGGAGCUUCGCUGUGUUAUUGCAGUCAUCCGGCAUGGAGAUCGUACCCCAAAGCAGAAGAUGAAGAUGGAAGUUAAGCAUCCCCGGUUCUUUGAAUUAUUUGAGAAAUAUGAUGGCUACAAGACAGGGAAGUUGAAAUUGAAGAAGCCAGAGCAGCUACAGGAAGUGCUGGACAUCGCACGGCAGCUUGUGGUGGAACUGGGAACCCACAGUGACUGUGAGAUUGAGGAGCGGAAAUCCAAACUGGAGCAGCUGAAGAGCGUCUUGGAGAUGUACGGACAUUUUUCUGGCAUUAACCGUAAGGUGCAGUUGACAUAUCUGCCUCAUGGACAUCCAAAAGCUGCAAGUGAAGAUGAAGAAGCUCGCAGAGAGCCUUCCCCGUCUCUUCUCCUGGUGCUGAAGUGGGGUGGAGAGCUGACACCGGCAGGAAGAGUCCAGGCAGAAGAGCUGGGGCGAGCCUUUCGCUGCAUGUACCCUGGUGGCCAAGGUGACUAUGCUGGUUUCCCUGGAUGUGGGCUGCUCAGACUGCACAGCACAUACCGCCAUGAUCUCAAGAUCUAUGCCUCAGAUGAGGGACGAGUUCAGAUGACAGCAGCGGCUUUUGCAAAGGGUCUGCUUGCCCUGGAAGGAGAGCUGACCCCCAUCCUGGUGCAGAUGGUGAAAAGUGCCAAUAUGAACGGUCUCCUGGACAGUGACAGUGAUUCUCUAAGCAGCUGUCAACACAGAGUGAAAGCACGACUGCAUGAAAUCAUGCAGAAGGAUGCUGAGUUCUGUGAAGAGGACUAUGAAAAGCUAGCACCUACAGGUAGUGCUUCUCUGCUCAACUCCAUGACCUUCAUCCAGAACCCUGUGGAGAUCUGUAACCAGGUGUUCACCCUGAUUGAGAACCUCACCUCCCAGAUACGAAAACGAUUGGAAGACCCAAAAUCUGCGGACCUGCAGCUCUACCACAGCGAGACUUUAGAACUGAUGCUGCAACGCUGGAGUAAGCUGGAGAGAGAUUUUCGCAUGAAAAAUGGGCGUUAUGACAUCAGCAAGAUCCCUGAUAUCUAUGACUGCAUCAAGUAUGAUGUGCAGCACAACUGUGCACUGAAGCUGGAAGGCACAGCUGAGCUCUUCCGACUCUCCAAAGCCCUGGCAGAUGUGAUCAUACCACAGGAGUAUGGAAUUAAUAAGGAGGAGAAACUGGAGAUUGCUAUUGGCUUUUGUCUUCCUCUAAUUAAAAAAAUCCAGUUGGACCUACAGAGAACCCAUGAAGAUGAGUCUGUCAACAAACUACAUCCCCUGUACUCGAGAGGAGUGCUGUCACCGGGCCGCCACGUUCGGACAAGGCUCUACUUCACCAGUGAGAGCCACGUACACUCUCUGCUCAGCAUCUUCCGCUAUGGGGGCCUCCUGGAUGAGAACAAAGACCAGCAGUGGAAGAGAGCCAUGGACUAUUUGAGUGCUAUCUCAGAGCUGAACUACAUGACCCAGAUUGUUAUCAUGCUCUACGAGGACAACAACAAGGACCCAUCUUCAGAAGAGCGCUUCCACGUGGAGCUGCAUUUCAGCCCUGGUGUGAAGGGUUGUGAGGAGGACAGAAACAUUCCCACGGGAUUUGGCUUUCGGCCUGCCUCAGCAGAGAGUGAGGACAAGAAAGCAGACCAAGGCAGCCUGGAGGACCUCUCCAAAGAGAAGGGCAUGGAUGAGCCCGAUCGUGCCCAGCCAAGGUCUCCACAGCCCUCCGAGCCCGUUGGCAUUCAGCGGAGAUCACCUCUGAUCAGGAACCGGAAGACGGGGUCGAUGGAGGUGCUUUCUGAAUCUUCUUCCAAAGGUUAUCGCCUCUUCAGCACGUACUCCAGGCAAGCUUCUGAGAUGAAGCAAAGUGGCCUAGGGUCACAGUGCACCGGGCUGUUUAGCACCACUGUGCUGGGAGGCUCCUCCAGUGCCCCCAACCUUCAGGACUACGCACGCAGCCAUGGCAAAAAGUUUGCCAGCAGCCUGACAUACAAAGACGAGCUCUUGUCUAUGCCAGCCGUAAAACGAUUUUCUGUGUCGUUUGCAAAGCAUCCGACUAAUGAUGCGUUUGAGCACCACCACGUUGCCCAGUUGCUGCGCCGUUUUUCCUCUGACUAUGCCACGAGCCGGAACAUCUCCCUGGAUGCCACUCUAGCCCAUCACCUCCAGCAGUGCUCCUACCACCUGCGCCUCUUCAGGAGCUGGCUGAUCUCAGGGCAGGAUGACUUGGAGUGUCUUUACGCAACAAAUACUAAAGAGGAUCAAAACUGCUUCAAGGGAUGAGAUACUGGAACAAAGCAGACUGCUCCAGAGCCAAAGCUGAGCUUCCUCUGCUGCAGAUCUCAACCUUCCCACGUGAGCUCCGCACUUCAGGCAAAUAAACCCCAAAUAUUGCAGCGUGAUGCUGGGUUGUGCCACCUGUUCUAAUGCAGCCGAGCUGAUGAGUUCUGUGCAUCAAAAUAGUAGGUUUCCUAUGUCUGCACUCAGUAAGUUUUUUUGUUUGUUUGUUUGUUUGUUUGUUUCCCCUCAGUUUGACUGCCAUUCAGACGACAGUUAAUUGGUGUCUUUGGAAUCAACCAGGAGAAAGAGAAGUUUCUCCUGUCUUUGUAGCUGAAAGUCCAAAUUUCUCCUUCGUAAAACUAUGUACUCCCCUUCCCUCCUCUCCUCUCUUGGCUCUCAGGUAUACUUCUACCUAAACAAAGAAAAGAAGCAAAAGAUAGAAACAAGAAGAUAAAAGUGUGUGCUUGGCAUCCGUAGCUGGAAGGAUCAACAGUUAAGCCUUGAAGUGAUCAUUCUGGGCACCUGUGCUCAUCUAGUUUGGGAAAGGAAGGGUGUGAAGUGAGUUCAUGUUGGUAAUGAAUAGCAGUGAUAAUGAUAAGGGUCAGCUGUGAGGAAACAGAAGGAGCAUGGGAUAGUGAGCAGCUGGGCAGUAAAACAGAAGGUGAUGUUCAGUGUAAAUCCAUGUUGGGUAACAGGAGGAAACUGCCCCAGUUUUAUGUACAGGUGACCAUCACCACUGGGAAAAGGCAGACACCUGCACUCUGGGAAGGGUGGUUUUGGUGGUGGUAUGAGUGGCCUGGAGCCUCUGCUUCAGCACAAGAACUGGGAUGUUUCUAACAGACCAAAUAGGAGGCAGCAACAAGUAGAAGUGAAAUUUAAAAAAAAAAAAAAAAAAAAGUACCAACAACAGAGUGAAAUUCCUCCUAACUCUACAUGGGGGUGUUAAAAGUGUGACUGAGCUUAAGAGGAGACUGGAGAAUGUCAUGAAAAAGCUGCAUCAUGUUCAGAACAGUUCUGAGCUGUAAGGUCACUGCAGGCCUGGGGAAGGAGUCACCACAUGCUGUCUGGUCUUGUAGCCUGUCAUGAACGUACACUUCGGGCACUGUGGGCAGGGAACAGCUGACCAGAACAGACCUUCAGGCUGACUGCGCAGACUUAAAUUUAGAAGGGCUCACUAGCAGAAGUCUUGGUUCAUGUGCAUAUUGUGUACAUGUAUAUGAACACUUAUGGGUAUACCCGUGGCAUACUGGAGCUCUCCCAGCUAAAUAUGGCUCAACUGACCAAGAGUGCUGGAGGGGGACUUGCUGAGCGUGCUUUCUUUCAUACCCUUUAGAAUCUGUGCUGAGACUGGGAUGAGUGUUUCUUUGCUCCCGAGGAGCUGAUAUACAGAGCUUUGGCACACACAACUCUGGGGAUGUAUCAGUGCCAUUGCUCUGCCUCGCUUUCAGGAUUUCCACUAUGCAGGCACGGGCAACACAGAGCUCACAACCAGACAGCUGUGUAGUAACUUGGUAACUGCUGCCGAUGAAAACAUGUAUGCUAAUGCUCAGAACUCUCAGGUAGAAGUACAAUACACAAAAACAAUUGAUUCGGGCCAAAAAGACUUCUCACCUGAGCCUUCCUUGGCUUCUGUCUGUCAGUAGCGUUGUUGAUGUCACACCUUCCUUUGACACUGGAUCUUUGAUUUCUUCUCUUUAAUAGAGGUUUGCCCAUACACUCACAUCUCUGUCAGUGCCUCCAGUGUAUCUUGUAACAACAUUGCUUUGCCCUAUGUUGUAUUUAAACUACUUUCCAUUUUCUUUGGAGCCCUGGAUAGCUGAGUCAACUUUGGUCUCUCUGAAGACAGAUUCUGUUGUGAGCUGACAUGAGCCUCUCUCUAUGCUCCUCCAAUGCCAUCUCCAGUCUGCUGGUCUUUAAAGUCUUUACCUCACUGCUUUCCUUUAGCUUUGUCUCUCAGGGUGCCUGUGAGAAAAUAAUGAAUAAACACUCUUCCUUAUUCAGGAAGGACUUUUCAGCAAGAGAGGGAAGAACAUGGUGUUUUUUUCUGUCUUACAUUCCUUUGUCCUAGCCAAAGAUUUGUUAUCCUUCAUGUCUUGAAUUAAUAUUCACAGGCAGUUUGUGGCAUAGGUAACCCCUCUGGGUGGCUGGAGGGUUAUUCAUCUCCAGUAGCUGUUAUGGUAGUGGAUGCGUGCAGCACUGCAAAUUGGUGAUGUUCUGGUCUGUAGCCUCCUUGUAUGGCAUGUAAUCACUCUAAAUACCAUCUGCAGGCUCAGGUUCCUUGCCUCUUGCAGAACUGGGUUAGAUGAGUGCGUUGGGGCAGAGAUUAUCUGAUGAAAUCUGGAGGUGACUGAAGGACUGGAACAAUGACAUAUAUAGCAGAUAAUCUGGGUGCUCCAGGUUCUCUCCUUCGUAGGUGCAGGGACCAAUUUUAGCCUGUCAGUGUGCUGAGCAGCAGUUCUGAUGUGUGUAUCAAGAGCCAAUGCACUUUUUUGCAUUUCAAAAUAAUUUUUCUUACCUGUAGGAGCAGAUCCAAUUCCUUUCAUUUUUUUCUGAACUCCUCAGAAGGAGCUUAGGGCGCACAGCAUGGGAAGCCUGGGCUUAAGGAGUUUAGAGAUCUUUAAACAUGACAAGCAGAGCAGAAGGAGCCUUACUCCCAUGUGCCCAGCGACUCUUUUGUUUCUUCCUUGCUCCUCUGACAGUUUCAGGUUGGCUUAGUGCCACAGAGCGCUAUCAGGAAGUUUGGAUGAAGAGAAAGAUGCUUUGCUGUAAUUCUCUGCUGACCCGAUAGCAAAUAAUUUAUUGUGAGUGGUUGUGAUGCAGCUUAGCUCUGAGCAAGAGUCUGUUAGAUGUUGAUGCGGCUUCUACCAAUUCAGGUUUUGCUGACAGUAAGGUCUUUUUGGGGACACAUGAUUCAAACCGGGAGGGGCCUAUCAGGUGUUCACUGCAGGAUGUGCUGGGAGGGAGGGCAGUUCUUUUCCCACACUUUGCAAAGGCAGCAAUGCACCAUAACUGAGGGAUGGGUGGAGAGCGGACUGUGUGUCAGGUUGGAGUGUUACUGAUGGUGGGAGUCUUUUCCUGGAAAUUCUGCUGACUUCACUCAAGUUUUGUUUAGCUUCUGUAAACUGCAGAACCACACCAGGUUUCCCCUUCAUAACCAGACAGUUUAGCAAAAGAGACACAAGCAUUGCAGCAAACCUUGCUGCUGCUAGAUGUUUCCUCCUCCUCCUUUUGCAUAUGCCUGGAUGCUUGUUUUCAGGUCUGUAACUGCAUGUGAUUGCCUAAUGGUGAUUUGGUGAUUUUCUUGGCCUAGAAAAAGUGACCUUAGUCCUGAAUGUGGCUGUUGUUUGGUUCCCAGACUGCCUAGCUCCUUAAGCCA